Lachnellula hyalina is the source of this 4089-nucleotide messenger RNA. RefSeq names its product Leptomycin B resistance protein (gene pmd1). Lineage: Eukaryota; Fungi; Ascomycota; Leotiomycetes; Helotiales; Lachnaceae. The transcript has 3 exons. Gene Ontology annotation, molecular function: ATP binding; ATP hydrolysis activity; ABC-type transporter activity. Gene Ontology annotation, cellular component: membrane. The coding region runs from base 1 to 4089 and encodes 1362 amino acids. The record is from RefSeq and is a predicted model, not a curated record. Gene Ontology annotation, biological process: transmembrane transport.
AUGGCUGGCCAAUUCGCCGAAAAGCCUAACUCAAGGGGUCAAGUAUCUACGCGAUCGCAAACCUCAAGUCAUGGCACUUCGACCGACGAGCACGAAUUCUCCCUAAAGCCGGAGACAGAGAAAGAGGGGCACGCAACGCCGCUGCACUCGAGCCAUAAAGGCGCACUCAACAAGCAUGAUUCGCAAAUUGUCAAUGUCGCACCGAAAGACCAAGAUCUCUAUUCGCAUCUCCCCGCAGCUGAGGCUGAGAUAUUGAAGCGCCAGGUCGAUAUCCCCGUGGUGAAGAGUGGAUGGAAGGCAUUAUAUCGAUAUGCGACGGUCAAUGACUACAUCAUCAUGGCAGUCAGCGGUGUCUGCGCAAUAGCUGCAGGGGCAGCAUUGCCCCUUAUGACAGUCGUAUUCGGAGGACUUGCUGGACAAUUCAAUGGAUAUUUCGCCGGUACCACCACCCACGAGGCCUUCGAGAAGAGCAUUGUGCAUAAUGUAUUGUACUUCAUCUACAUUGGCAUUGCCGAGUUCAUUACCAUCUACAUCACAACGGUUGGCUUCAUCUAUACAGGAGAACACAUCAGUGGGAAGAUCCGUGCUGAGUAUUUGGAGGCUUGCAUGAGGCAGAAUAUCGGCUUCUUUGACAACCUUGGAUCUGGAGAAAUCACCACAAGGAUUACAGCAGAUACAAAUCUGGUCCAGGAUGGAAUUUCCGAGAAGGUCGGCUUGACUUUGACCGCGGUAGCAACCUUCGUCACAGCCUUCGUCAUCGGCUUUAUCAAGUCCUGGAAGCUCACGUUGAUACUUUCCUCCACUGUCGCUGCUAUUACUGUGACAAUGGGGGGCGGAUCUACCUUUAUUGUCAAAUACAGCAAGCAGUCUCUUGAAUCUUACGCUCUCGGUGGCUCCGUUGCUGAGGAAGUCAUCUCAUCAAUCAGAAAUGCCGUCGCUUUCGGAACUCAAGACAAGCUAGCUCGCCAAUACGAUGCCCACUUGGCCACUGCCGAGAAAUUUGGAUACAAAGUCAAAUUCGUCAUCGGUAUAAUGGUUGGCGGGAUGUUCAUGAUCAUCUAUCUUAACUACGGCCUUGCAUUCUGGAUGGGAAGCAGAUUUCUAGUCGAGGGGGAGAUCAACUUAAGCUCUAUUCUCACUAUAUUAAUGUCCAUCAUGAUCGGCGCAUUUUCGCUGGGAAACGUUGCUCCCAACGUUCAAGCAUUUACCACUGCAAUUUCUGCGGCUACCAAGAUCUUCAACACCAUCGACCGUGUUUCCCCGCUAGACCCCACAUCAACCGAUGGAGAAAUUCUGCCUCAUGUAGAGGGAACGAUCGAAUUGAAGAACAUCAAGCAUAUUUAUCCUUCCCGACCAGAGGUUACGGUUAUGCAAGAUGUCAGCCUGACCAUCCCAGCAGGCAAGAAGACUGCUCUUGUCGGUGCCUCCGGAUCUGGCAAGAGUACGAUUGUGGGCUUGGUAGAGAGAUUUUACGAUCCUGUUGGCGGCCAAGUUUUCUUAGAUGGCCACGAUGUCAGCACUUUAAACCUUCGUUGGUUGCGUCAACAAAUUUCGCUCGUUAGCCAGGAACCAACUCUUUUUGGCACUACUAUAUUCGAAAACAUCGGUCACGGGCUCAUCGGAACAAGAUUUGAGGGGGAGAAAGACGAGAAGAAAAACGAUCUCAUCAUUGAAGCUGCCAAAAUGGCCAACGCCCACGAUUUUAUUACCGCUCUGCCUGAGGGUUAUGAGACCAAUGUAGGAGAACGUGGUUUCCUCCUUUCUGGAGGUCAGAAGCAACGUAUUGCUAUUGCAAGAGCCAUGGUUAGCGACCCUAAGAUCCUACUACUUGACGAGGCUACGUCGGCACUGGAUACAAAGUCUGAGGGCGUCGUACAAGCUGCCUUGGAAGUUGCUGCCGCCGGAAGAACCACAAUCACUAUUGCACAUCGUCUCUCUACAAUCAAGGAUGCAGACAACAUUGUUGUUAUGACCGAAGGUCGCAUUGUCGAGCAAGGCACGCACAACGAGUUGUUAGCCAGGCGCGGCGCUUAUUAUAACCUGAUCGAAGCCCAAAAGAUUGCGGAAACAAACGAAUUCAGCCCCAAGGAGGAAGCAGAAGUUGAUGCUAAAGAUGACGGACUUGUUCGAGAAUUGUCCAAUAACAGCGAGACUGGUCUUGGUUUUAUGGAGGACCCGGAUGACAAGAAUAUAGGCGAAAAACUGAAUCGUACCCAGUCUGAGAUAUCCCAAUCUUCCUUGGCGUUACAAGGUCGGAAGGCGGACGGAACCCACCAAGACUCACUAUGGACCUUGAUGAAACUGAUUGCCUCUUUCAACAAAACUGAAUGGCAACUAAUGGUCGUCGGACUUGUCUUCUCCAUCAUUUGUGGAGGAGGAAAUCCAACUCAAGCAGUCUUCUUUGCCAAAGAAAUCAUGGCGCUUUCUUAUCCUUUAAAGAACCCAAUCACCGGGGCAGUGAUACCAGGAGCAAAGCAACAUGUUCGCCACGAUGUCGAUUUCUGGUCUUUGAUGUAUCUCAUGUUGGCCUUUGUCCAGUUUAUCGCCUUUUGUGGACAGGGUAUUGCGUUUGCAUAUUGCUCUGAGAGGCUCAUUCAUCGGGUCAGAGACCGAGCUUUCAGAACAAUGCUUCGACAGGACAUUGCCUUUUUCGACAAGGAUGAGAACAGUGCAGGUGCUCUGACUUCAUUUCUCAGCACAGAGACGACUCAUGUUGCGGGUCUGUCAGGCGUUACUUUAGGCACACUUUUAACUGUCAUCACAACUCUUGUUGCUGCCAUCACUGUCGCCACCGCAAUCGGUUGGAAACUGGCUCUUGUUUGUACUGCAACAAUCCCUAUUCUCCUUGGCUGUGGUUUCUUCAGAUUUUGGCUUCUUGCCCAAUUCCAACGACGAGCAAAGAAAUCCUACGAAACUAGUGCUAGUUAUGCAUGUGAGGCGACGAGUGCUAUUCGCACAGUUGCUUCGUUGACGAGAGAAGACGACGUUUUGGAGCAUUAUAGGGCCGCUUUAUCAUCUCAAGCCAAGAGAAGUUUGGAAUCGAUUCUGAAAUCAUCGCUUCUGUACGCCGCUUCGCAAUCAUUGAUGUUCCUCUGUGUUGCUCUUGGUUUCUGGUAUGGUGGCAAUCGUAUUGCAGACCGCGAGUACGACCUGUUUCAGUUCUUCGUCUGCUUUUCCUCUGUGAUCUUCGGUGCCCAGUCCGCUGGAACAAUCUUCUCAUUCGCACCGGACAUGGGCAAAGCCAAGCAGGCAGCACAAGAACUUAAGAUUCUCUUCGACCGUAAACCGGCCAUCGAUUCAUGGUCUACCGAUGGUGCACGUCUCGAGUCAUGUGAUGGUACCAUUGAAUUCCGAGACGUCCACUUCCGAUACCCCACACGUCCAGAACAACCCGUCCUCCGUGGUCUGAACCUUUCUGUGAAACCUGGUCAGUAUAUCGCCUUGGUCGGAGCAUCUGGCUGCGGAAAGUCUACUACCAUUGCCCUCCUUGAACGAUUCUACGACCCUCUAGUCGGAGGUAUAUACGUGGACGGCAAAGAAAUUUCUUCUCUCAACAUCAACGAUUACCGCUCCUACAUCGCCCUUGUAUCCCAAGAACCGACUCUGUACCAAGGCACGAUCCGCGAGAACAUCCUCCUGGGGGCUGACCGCCCAGACGUCCCAGACUCGGAAGUCGAAUACGCAUGCCGCGAAGCCAAUAUCUACGACUUUAUAAUGUCCCUCCCCGACGGCUUCGGCACGGUCGUCGGCUCCAAAGGAUCCAUGCUUUCUGGUGGCCAAAAACAACGUAUCGCCAUCGCCCGCGCUCUGCUCCGUGAUCCCAAGAUAUUGUUGCUCGAUGAGGCAACCUCGGCGCUUGACUCGGAGAGUGAACACGUGGUUCAAGCGGCGUUGGACAAAGCAGCUAAAGGUCGCACGACGAUUGCAGUUGCGCAUCGACUGAGUACAAUCCAGAAGGCGGAUAUCAUUUAUGUCUUCGACCAAGGUGUCAUUGUGGAGUCUGGGACGCAUGGCGAGUUGAUGCAUAAGGGGGGCCGAUACUCUGAGCUCGUGAACUUGCAGAGUUUAGGGAAGACGCAGAAUCAUUAG